CGUGGUGUUUACCCUAGCGACGGGGCGGCAUGGCCUUGCCGGAGGAUGACACGGAGAGCGUCCGGGCCGAAUCCCUCAUCCGGGAAAAGGCGACAUUCCCGGUGCUCCAGCUGUUUGGGAUAGUGGAGGACCUCAGCUAUGAAAACGCCACCCUCAAAAUCGAGACCGAGAUGUUUGAAAAAUAUUUCAAUAAACUGGAGCCAAAAGAGCAGCGUGGCUCACGAAUGACAGAUUUCAAAACCUCUUCGGUGGACUUUUCCCAGUUACGUAAUCGACGGAAAUCCAAAUCCAGGGCCACAGCGGAACGUCUCAUCAGCUUAACAGUGGAUCAAAAAUACGAACUGGGACAAAGGGAGCUGGAAGAAACCAAGGAAGAAAUAAGGCGGAUGAGGGCCAAUUCUGAACGGGAGCUGCAAAAUCAGGAGGCCAUCCUGGAGGAAGCGGAAAUCCACUGGGCGGAACUUAAGAAAGCCAUGCAGGACUUCGACAAGGAUAUUCUUCAAACCAUACCCAAGAAGAAAGGAAGCAUCCUGGCCACUCAGAAGAUAAUGAAAUACAUGGAGGAUAAGAACCGACUCAGGGAGGUCCUGAAAGAUAAAUUGCGACUGAAGAAUAUCUCUCUCAAAGUCCAGAAGAAAAAAAUACUAAUGCACCUGAAACAGAAGGAAGAGGUUGACGAAGCUCUCCACGAAGUCGACUUUCAGCAGCUGAAGAUUGAGAAUGCUCAGUUUCUGGAGAAGAUCGACGAGCAGAACCAAGAACUGCUUCAGUUAAAGAUGACAGCGGGAAACACCCUCCAAGUUCUCAACUCCUACAAACAAAAGUUGCAGAAUGUGAUGGAGACAUCCAGACGCCUGGAAAAAGAGAUCUCCUUGAAAAGAGAAAUGCUGGAGAAAAUUGAAAGGGAAAUCAUACUAAGAGAAGAGGAAACAGCCCAAGCAGAGAGUUUAAGUAAGAAAUUAAAGCAGCGGCUCUCAAAUUAUCAAGUACCUCAUGUAAUGAGUUAUGUCCACGAGACCAUGAAGAGCUCUGAACUUGAGAAGAGUAUCAAGAUAUGGGAGAGGAAAGUAGAGAUUGCAGAGCUGUCCUUAAAAGGUUACCACAAAACUUGGAAUCAAAUGAAAAUGGCUAAACAAGCACAGAUGCGUGUUCCGCUCUAAGGCAGCCAACCGGAGGUUAUGCUUGAGUCCAACUUCUCAAGACAGUGAAAUUGGAAAAUUAGAGAUAUCUUGUCUGUGAAUAAAAUACAAAACUUCUAAGCAAAUCCCUACCAGUGUUCA
Molecule: messenger RNA, 1280 nt
Organism: Tachyglossus aculeatus (Australian echidna)
Lineage: Eukaryota; Metazoa; Chordata; Mammalia; Monotremata; Tachyglossidae
Gene: CFAP263
Product: coiled-coil domain containing 113
Exons: 9
Coding region: 30-1160 (376 amino acids)
Biological process (GO): cilium assembly
Cellular component (GO): axoneme; ciliary basal body
Source: RefSeq, a predicted model, not a curated record